Hippocampus zosterae (dwarf seahorse) is the source of this 5747-nucleotide messenger RNA. Its product is annotated as mitogen-activated protein kinase kinase kinase kinase 3-like. Gene Ontology annotation, molecular function: ATP binding; MAP kinase kinase kinase kinase activity. Lineage: Eukaryota; Metazoa; Chordata; Actinopteri; Syngnathiformes; Syngnathidae. The transcript is spliced from 36 exons. The record is from RefSeq and is a predicted model, not a curated record. The coding region runs from base 185 to 3235 and encodes 1016 amino acids. Gene Ontology annotation, biological process: protein phosphorylation.
GCACGUCCACUGCGCAUGCGCUUUGCGCAGUGGACGCCAUGUUGGAGCAGGAGUGGGCUCGGGCUGCUAUUUUCUGACUCCGUAUGUUUUUUUUUCUCUCUGACAAUUAUCCCCCGUUCGUACUUAACAUCGUCGGCGUCCGUCAACAGCGCGCGUCGUCUGGCGCCCUGAGUGGCACUUGGCCAUGAUGAACGCCAGUGUCGACCUGUCCCGCCGCAAUCCGCAGGAGGAUUUCGAGCUGAUCCAGAGGAUAGGAAGCGGCACCUACGGAGAUGUGUACAAGGCUCGCAAUGUCAACACAGCAGAGCUGGCGGCUAUCAAAGUCAUCAAACUGGAGCCAGGGGAAGACUUUGCCGUUGUCCAGCAGGAGAUUCUGAUGAUGAAGGAUUGUAAACACUCCAACAUCGUGGCCUACUUUGGAAGCUAUCUCCGGCGAGACAAGUUAUGGAUCAGCAUGGAGUACUGCGGUGGAGGCUCUCUACAGGACAUCUAUCAUGUAACCGGGCCUUUGUUAGAGUCUCAAAUAGCCUACAUGUCACGGGAGACCCUACAGGGUUUAUACUACCUUCACAAUAAAGGCAAAAUGCACAGAGACAUCAAGGGCGCCAACAUCCUCUUGACAGACAACGGCUACGUCAAACUCGCUGACUUUGGGGUAUCAGCGCAGAUCACAGCAACGCUGGCCAAGAGGAAGUCAUUCAUUGGUACACCUUACUGGAUGGCUCCAGAGGUGGCGGCAGUGGAGAGGAAAGGAGGCUACAACCAGCUGUGCGAUAUCUGGGCUGUGGGCAUUACCGCAAUCGAGCUGGCCGAGCUGCAGCCACCCAUGUUUGAGCUGCAUCCCAUGAGGGCUCUUUUCUUAAUGACCAAGAGUAAUUUCCAGCCACCUAAGUUGAAAGACAAGGUCAAGUGGACGGACAACUUUCACCAUUUUGUCAAAGUAGCCCUGACGAAGAACCCAAAGAAGAGGCCCACAGCUGAGAAGCUGCUACAGCACCCGUUUGUGUCUCAGCCCCUGAGCAGGACGCUGGCUAAAGAGCUGCUGGACCGAGCCAAAAACCCCGACCACAACAGCUACAACGACUUUGAUGACGAUGACCCCGAACCGGAGUUUAAGUACAGGGGUCACUUCCUAGCCAUAAGUCCCGGCGCUCGGCGCGCGCCCCGCUUUCCUGCCCGUCGGAAGUCUCCGGUGUCCGUCCCUCAUCGAAUUCGCUCUACCAGCAGAAGCACCCGGGAAGGAAAAACACUCUCCGAGAUCAACUUCGGUCAGGUGAAGUUUGACCCGCCGCUGAGGAAGGAGACGGAGCCCCACCACGAACCGUGUGAUUCUGAGCCCUAUCUGGACUGUGUUGAGGAGCUCUACUAUACCGCGAGAUCUAAUCUGGACUUGCAGUUGGAGUACGGUCACGAGUCGCCCUGUCUGCUCGGAGGAAACAAGAGUCUUCUGAAAUCGGUGGAGGAGGAGCUGCAGCAGAGGGGCCAUGUGGCACACUUAGGGGAUGAUGAGGAUGAGGAGGAUGAUGGUGCAGAUGAUGAUGAAACUCACACUCAUAAGAUGAACACUAUCCUGAGACCAAAGGUCCCGCCCCCGCUUCCGCCCAAGCCCAAGUCCAUCAGCUCGCCGCAGCCCAAACAGGACGACAGCCAAUCGCACAGCGAGGACGACAGCGGCGGCGGCGGGACCAUCAAGCGCUGUCCAGCCCCGCAGACGGCCAGCCCCGCCAAACCCGCCUCCAACGUGCCCCCGCGGCCGCCGCCCCCGAGGCUGCCGCCGCACCGCCGGAGCAGCCUAGGUAACGAGACCGCGAGCGAGCGCUCGGACGCAGACACCUGCGCCCCGGAGGACGAUGGGAGCUUUAGGCAUUUCUGGGAGUGGCUCCACACGCCUCACACAGAGGAGGAGCUGGAGGAGGCGUGGGAGGUGCUGAAGGAGGUGAAAGAGGAGCAGGAAAAAGAGAAUGAGGAUGAGAGGAACGGCCUGAGCGCCUCACACAAUGGUGAGCGCAACAGUCCUGCAGACAGACAACAGUCCACGAUGCCCCCUAGUGUCCCCAUACGGAAGGACAAGAAGGAUGUUCCGAUGCCAAGUAGCAACGGGCUCCCACCUACACCCAAAGUCCAUAUGGGUGCGUGUUUCUCCAAGGUGUUCAAUGGCUGCCCUCUCAAGAUUCACUGUGCCACCUCCUGGAUCAACCCCGACACCAGAGAUCAAUAUUUGAUAUUUGGCGCCGAAGAGGGAAUUUACACACUGAACCUGAAUGAGCUGCAUGAGACCACAAUGGAACAGCUUUUCCCUCGCCGCUGCACGUGGUUGUACGUCAUGAACAAUAAUCUUCUCUCAGUAUCCGGAAAAGCCUCCCAGCUGUACUCUCACGGCCUGCCGGGACUCUUCGACCAGGCCAGGCAGCUGCAGAAGUUACCCGUAGCCAUUCCCACACACAAGCUGCCUGAUAAGAUGAUACCCAGGAAGUUUGCCGUUUCCACGAAAAUUCCGGACACUAAAGGGUGCCAAAAAUGUUGCGUGGUGCGCAACCCGUAUACAGGCCACAAGUACCUCUGUGGGGCCUUCCAGUCCCACGUCAUGCUGCUGGAGUGGGUGGAGUCCAUGCAGAAGUUCAUGCUCAUCAAGACCAUCGACUUCCCUCUGCCGUGCCCACUGGAAGUCUUUGAGAUGUUGGUGGUCCCAGAGCAGACUUACCCGCUCAUCUGCGUGGCCGUGAGUAAAGGGAGCGAGCUCAACCAAGUGGUCCGCUUCGGCACGGUCAACCCCAACCCCAACGCUACCUCCUCCUGGUUCACAGAGACUGACACGCCUCAGACGUGCGUGAUCCACGUCACGCAGCUGGAGAGGGACACCAUCCUCGUCUGCCUGGACCGGUGUAUCAAGAUCGUCAACCUCCAGGGCCGACUGAAAUCCAGCAGGAAGUUGUCGGCCGAGCUCACGUUCAACUUUCAGAUCGAAUCCACAGUUUGUCUCCAGGAUAGCGUGUUGGCCUUCUGGAGGCAUGGCAUGCAGGGGCGGAGUUUCAAGACCAACGAGAUCACGCAGGAGAUCUCGGACAGUACGCGUAUCUUCAGACUACUGGGGUCAGACAGACGAGAUGACCACAGAGAUCCUCAUGACAGAGGCGUCACUCUGGCAAGGGUGGUGGUGCUGGAGAGUCGGCCGACCGACAACCCGACAGCCCACAGCAACCUGUACAUCCUGGCGGGCCACGAAAACAGCUACUGACACACUCGCUCACGCACACAGAUACACACACACAUGCUAACAGGACACCCCCCCCUCCCCACUCCCCCUGCAUUAAGAGCCUAGCAACUAGCAAAGGGGAAUGCACCCCCUCCCCCACCCCCCCGCCCCUUCACCUGCAACCCCCUUUCCAGUGUCUGAGAGACGCCGCGGUGCAUUCAAGGGCAGAUGACUUACGUAAGACACAAUCCUGCUCAUGAUGCCCAACCAGGAGGUCGAACCUCCCACACCACUUGUACUACUUCGUUGUACACAUUGCGCUACUACUGCGGCCAUCUUGCACAGACCCAGCCCCCUCACUUUUAUUUAUUGUGGCAUGAUGUUAAUCCGCCGGCAGGACGACAACUCUCCUGGUUUUAUUGUGCGUGGAGGGGAAAAAAAAACAAAAAAGAGGAGAAGGCUUUCGGCCACCUCCGCUUAGCAACAACAGCCACAUAAGUGCUUAACUGAUGUCUAUUUAAUUGAUGUACAUAUAAAUGUAGUAUUUUUGGACAGAUAUGAACACUAAAACUGCUCGUGUGUAGUUAGGCGUGUGCGUAGUUGCCCGGCACAAACAAACAAACAGUCAGAUGGCGGACAGACGAGGGGAAGUAGGCGACUCUCUUCCUGGUUCCCUGAUAUGUGACAAGGAAGCAGUGUGUGGACCUUUCGAGAUACGGUAUGCAGAUACGCUACGACGACUGGUUCAUUCUACACCCCCCCCCCCCUUUUUUUUUUAAACAAACAUAUUUCAUUUUUAUGCAGUUCUGAUCAUAAGGCUUUUUAUUUUUAUUUUUGGGUUUUUUUUAUUUUUUAUUUGAACCACUGGUGUUAAACAUUUGCACAGAGAAAAAGGUGUGAGAGAAAUGUGAUGUCAUUACGCGCAUGGAUGCGCGAGUGUGUGUGCGUGUGUUAAAAAUGUGCGUCUGGUCCCGAGCAAGCAUCAUGAACGUCGGAUUUCUCCUUUUUGCGUUUUAAAAUGACUGAAGGGGGGGGGGGGGGGGGGUUUGGUCACGUGAUAUUUGGGUCAAAUAUAAACUUAAAACUAAAAGGAGCUUUUGGAUAAUGUUAAAACGUUCCCUCUUUGCUAAAACAACAAAACUGUAGGAAAAUGUCAACUGGAGUAGCAAAAGUUUCUCUUCGGAGCGGUGUGAUUUGAUGUCACGCAACGCAAUCAACAUGCCGCAUCUUUUUUGGGUGGUUUCCCCUUUUUAAUGAUCUCUUUCAACGGUCCCAUUAGCAACUUUAACCAGAGAUCAAGCUUGUUUUUGUUUUCUGCAAGUGUGCACCCCCCCGCCCCCACAAUUCGUUUUGAAGGCACAUGACAUUCAUGUGGUGCAGUUUGCUUUCUGCCCCCCCCCCCCCCCAAGAAGUUCCUCCUUGUGCACGGUCAUCAUUUGCGAACCCCGAAGGUUCCUCAACAGCAUAGCAGGAAAUUGUAUUGAAAAUGUCACCGACUGAGUUGGAGCCAGUGGAAUAUUGUCACGUUCUCUUCCACGACAGCGCAUGCAGCGCGCAUCCUGGUUUUUUUUUUUUUUUUUAAGUGAUGGCCCCUUCCUCUCCAAGUAAACCCGGCGCCGGCCCGGCCGCCCCCGAGAUUCAAACUCCAGCCUUGCUCAAUGGACGGACGGACGGACACCUGGCAUCACGACCGAGCGCUGGUUAAUUUUAUUUUUUUAAUUUUCAGUGAAAAUGGAAGCAACACCCAUCCUUGACUCGUCAUCGGUUGCCGGGUGAUGCUCGAUAUGCUGUUGUGAACAAAUUUCUCCUCAGUAAUUGCUCUUCUUGACCUUGAGUCCGAACUUUGCCGGACACGUGUUCUUGCUCGACCUCCUCACGUGUCCAUUUAAGCUGCGGUGUACGAUUUGCCCGUUGUUCUCCCAAUUCCGGGAGAGGAAUGUGUGGUGAGUCUUUGAAUUUCCAAAGCAGGGUCAAUUUAAGAACCAUCUGAAAGUGAGAAUGAAGGCAAACUUAAACGUAAACUGUCCAUUCCGGUGCCGCGUGUGAUGUCUGGAUAAGAUGGGGAAAAAAGGUCUCUCCUUGUUUGUAUUUUGGGAAGCUGUGAAAUGUCUACCAGAAGAGAACUGAAUUAUAUUCUACAAAAUGUAAUCGUGACACCCCCCCCCCCCCCCCCCCCCCCACGAAUGAUCACGUGGAUGUUAAAAUGCGGAAUUGACUUAUUUCAUGUAAAACCCACACCGUGUCGAUUUUGAUUCAGGAUGUUGUGGAUUUGUGACGUCACAUUUGACAAUAUGAAUGAGACAUUUCCACUGAAAUGUUUUUAAUUUUACCUUACCUCUGUUACAAAAAAAAGCCCCAAUAUUUUUUACUCUUACCUCCCAGCAUAUUUAAUGUGAACACUGACACAAACACACACUAAAUGUCCGACUUUCAUCUGUUCUGUUUUGACGCUUGUUUGUUUUAUUUUUUUUGCGUCACACACAUUUGUUUUUUCACGCUGCAAUACGCACGUUAUGACAUGUAUAUAGUGUAAAAUAAAAAUGGGUUUGUUUUA